Pararge aegeria (speckled wood butterfly) is the source of this 912-nucleotide messenger RNA. RefSeq lists its product as uncharacterized. The transcript is spliced from 7 exons. Gene Ontology annotation, molecular function: protein binding. The record is from RefSeq and is a predicted model, not a curated record. Bases 26 to 856 code for a protein of 276 amino acids. Lineage: Eukaryota; Metazoa; Arthropoda; Insecta; Lepidoptera; Nymphalidae.
GCCCCCGCGAGCCCGUGCCGCGGCCAUGAAGGCGCGUGCCCUGCUCACCGCGCUCACCGCAUGCCUCGCCGCCUCCAUCGGACGUGCGGAGAAGAGCAAGUUCUAUUAUAUGGACUCGCUAUGCAAGGACCAUUUCCUACAGCGACAAUACCGGAAAUUGGAUGGCGGAGUCUUAUGGUCCCGCAAUGAGCGUAACCUGGACUGCACGGUCACGUUCCAGACGCACAGCAUUCUGCAGCGUUUUAUGCUGCACUUCGACCUACUGCAGCUCGAUUGCAACGACCACCUCUACGUGUACGAUGGCGCACACGCCACCGCACCACCGAAGGCGGACCUAUCCUGUCGCAAUACAAAGCAGCAAGUCGGCGCGCUGUUCACGCGCAGCAACUUUGUCACCCUCAAGUACGUGACCGACAACUGGGGCACCGACGCCAACGGGUUUAAGCUCGUCAUCACCGCCGUUAAGGACCCCAAACAUGGAUGCAAGGAGUUCCGGUGUAAGCAGCGUGAGUUCUGCGUGAGCGCAGACCUGACCUGCGAUGGCGUCGACCACUGUGCCGACGGAUCUGACGAAGACACCGCCGCGCUCUGCCCCGAGAGCGGAGGCGGCGGUGGCAGCAGUACGUGGAUAGCGAUAGUGGUGGGCGCAGCGGCUCUGCUGGCGUUAGUGGUGCUGCUGUUGUUGUGCUGCUAUUGCCGCGGCCGAGCGCCCACCAGGCGAACGCAUUUACAUUUGCAACAAAUGGCGAGCAGCAACGGCGCAGGCGGCGGCGGCAAGGGAGCUGGCCCCGCUGCCUCGCCCGCCACAAGGCUGCCGGGAAACUGGGCGCACCCUGCGGGCCCGCGCGGUUCCUGAUCAGACUACAACUGCUGGCUCGCACCACCCAAGAAUAGUGUUUUUAUUAUUUUAAG